Pungitius pungitius (ninespine stickleback) is the source of this 1205-nucleotide messenger RNA. It is a transcript of the gene psmb1, whose product is annotated as proteasome 20S subunit beta 1. Gene Ontology annotation, cellular component: proteasome core complex. NCBI's taxonomy places the organism in Eukaryota, Metazoa, Chordata, Actinopteri, Perciformes, Gasterosteidae. The record is from RefSeq and is a predicted model, not a curated record. The transcript has 6 exons. Bases 86 to 799 code for a protein of 237 amino acids.
AGCGAUGGUAGAAGAAGAGGCUGCCAUAUUGCAGUGAUACAGCGACUUUACGCGACUAGAACACCUUUGGUUUCCUGCAACAAAAAUGCUAUCUUCUAAUACGUUUGUGGACCCUGGGAAGAUGAAAGACUAUCAUUAUACCGGUCCAGUAGAGCACCGGUUCUCCCCAUACUCUUUUAACGGAGGAACCGUACUAGCUGUUGCUGGGGAAGACUUCGCCAUCGUAGCCUCAGACACCAGGCUGAGUGAAGGGUACUCAAUCCACAGCCGCGACUCACCAAAAUGCUACAAGCUGACAGACACAACCGUCAUCGGCUGCAGCGGUUUCCACGGUGACUGCUUGACUCUGACUAAAAUCAUCGAUGCCAGAUUAAAGAUGUACAAACACUCAAAUAAUAAGACGAUGACCAGCGGUGCCAUUGCAGCCAUGUUGUCCACCAUCCUGUACGGCAGAAGGUUUUUCCCCUACUAUGUCUACAACAUCAUCGGAGGACUAGAUGAACACGGCAAGGGAGCCGUGUACAGUUUCGACCCAGUGGGCUCUUACCAGAGAGACACCUACAAGGCCGGAGGAUCAGCAAGCGCCAUGCUACAGCCGCUACUGGAUAACCAGAUUGGCUUCAAGAACAUGGAGGGUGUGCAGCACGUUCCUCUGACUAAGGACAAGGCAGUUCAGCUGGUCAAAGACGUCUUCAUCUCUGCCGCAGAGAGAGAUGUCUACACUGGAGAUGCUCUUCGGGUCUGCAUCGUCACUAAAGAGGGCAUCAGCGAGCAGACUGUACCACUGAGGAAGGACUGAGGAGGGAAAUGUUCCCCUUUCUCUGAUUUUCUCUUUGCUCUAUUCUUUCCACAUUCAUCUCUUGGUUUUGGCCACUCAACAACACAUUUAUUAAGAGGGACCUCUUUAGUCAGGGUUAUUCUGGAAAGCGGAUUUCCCAUUUUUUAUAUCCACUCACAAUUUACACCAAUUGAAAUCCAACCUGUUCUCCUGUUUUCCAUUGUUGACCCCCUCACAAUCUGCUAUUAUUACAUCAUUUUAUUUGGAUUCUCGUAGCCUGAUUUCAGAUCACCACUCCUGUUAAGAAGCAACAGAUUCUACUCAAUCUGCCUAGACUCCUCCUCUAUUUGGAUGUUGCGCUAUGUUUUGGAAGGAUACAUACUCUGCUGUUCUUUUUACAUUCUUAAUAAAUGUAAAGAAUUGAAAA